Ictalurus furcatus (blue catfish) is the source of this 2135-nucleotide messenger RNA. RefSeq names its product RIC3 acetylcholine receptor chaperone a (gene ric3a). The transcript is spliced from 6 exons. Gene Ontology annotation, biological process: synaptic transmission, cholinergic; protein localization to cell surface. The record is from RefSeq and is a predicted model, not a curated record. NCBI's taxonomy places the organism in Eukaryota, Metazoa, Chordata, Actinopteri, Siluriformes, Ictaluridae. Bases 1 to 1521 code for a protein of 506 amino acids. Gene Ontology annotation, cellular component: intracellular membrane-bounded organelle; neuronal cell body; neuron projection.
AUGUUGGUUUCAGGGAUUCUGAGGAUCACUUUGCUCUCUUGCCUCGUCCUCUCCGUGGCUCUGUUUUUGCCCAAACUGUUUUUAUCUGCAGGGAAGGAGAAGGUGGUUCUUCAGUCAGAGGGUGGUAGAGCGUCUGUGUGUCUGUGUGUGUGUCUGUGUGUGUGUGUUUCAGCAGUUGGUCCAGGAAGCCUUCCUGCUUUAAGAUAUGGCCAUGGUGCAGCUCCAGGAGAUGAUCAGUGGACACCUGGAUCACUUUAUACAAGAAGUCAGACCCCUCAGACCUUCUCCCCGACGAAGACUUCUCGGAAAUCUUCACUCCUCGCUCAAAUCACUCCGAUUUACGGCUUCGGAAUUUUCCUCUACAUCGUCUACAUCUUCUAUAAACUUACACGUGAAGACCGAGCUACAAACCAAACUUCUGGAUCCUCCACCGCGGUCCCCGAACACACAGCACAGGAAACACAGCUCACAGAGGACCAGGACGAGGGAAGAGGGACGAUGUGUGUAUACUGUAUAUCUCAGGAGGUUGCUCUGAUCUUCAUGUAUUUUCCUGGUCACAGGUUUCGUAACUACAGAAGUGGACGAGAGACGAGAAAACUCCAGCGUCUGAGGAAGAUCACACACAUGUUGGUGGAGGGACGGCCGCUGGAAGACGUCACUCCUGAGGUGGAAGCUGAGGAAACCCCGUAUUCUGCAGACUGGGAGGGAUAUCCAGAAGAGACUUUUCCUCGGUAUGAGGUGCCACUUUGCAGACGUCGAUACCCAAGUGUCAUCUUGGAGGAGCCAUACGGAGAUGUUCCUUCACCUGAGGAACUGGCUGAAAGAAUAGAGAGAGAGGAUGAGGAGGAUGAAAAGAAUGAAGAAGAGACAGAAGAAGUGAAGGACGAGUCCAGUGAAGAUGAAGAUGGUCCUAAAGGGAUGAAGGGUGAUGGUGAACUCAAACAGACACACAUCAGAAAAGGAGAAGAAACAGAUGAUAAUGAAGAUGAUGCUGAUGAAGAAGAUUAUAAACAGGAUGAAGAGGAAGAGGAGGAAGUUGGUGAAGACCAACCAUGUCUGGCUGAUAAUUCUACUGAUGAAGAGGAGACACCAAAUUCGGCAGGAAAUCAGAACGAAGGAGAAACAUCCAGCAGGAGAAGACAGAUAACGUUCAGUAAUCACAGGCACAUCUUCCACUACCCAAAAGGAGGCGCUGUUGGCUGCAGUUAUGAAGAUGAGGAGGUGGAGGAAGACGCUCCUGAAGAUGAUAGUGAUGGUGGUGAUGAUGAUGUGGAGGAAGAUAAGUGGGAUGAAGGUGAUGAUCUAAAUAAGGUGGAGAUGGAGGAGGACAACCCACUGAUGGAGGCCGAGCGUCUGGACUUCAGUACUCAGUUCACACGUGAUCCUGAAGACCAGGAAGUCGAUCUGAUCGACUUCCUUCUCACAUAUAAACCUGAAGCUGUGAUGAACUCUGAACAAUCAGGAGAAGCUCCAGGGCUCAGGAUGCGCUGCAAGAACAUGAACAAAGGAGAACCAACCUGAUCUUCCAACAGUGUCCAGAAAUAACUCAUCAUUAUUUAUUUCAUCCAGACUCUGAUAAUCAUUUACUUUCACUGUAGCGUCAGAGAGUGUUUGUUUGUUUGUUUGUUUGUUUGUUUGUUUGUUUGUUUGUCCAGGAGUUUUUCACUAUGAUUAUGUUGGAAGGUGUGAGGUGUCAGAGACAGAUGCAAGUGCAGGUGAACUUUAUAUAAAACAGGAAGACAAUCUAAAUCACAAAACUAAGGCGUGGUCAUAAACAGGUGUGGGUUAGGCGUGGUUCGGGCGUGUCUCGGGUAAUCUACAAACAAACUCUAAACCAGAGUCGUAGAAUCCGUAAAGUCAGCUGUAUACGUGAGGUGAACGUAAGUCACAGUGGGUAAGGACGUCUGCUGAAUGAAAUAAACUCUGUGUGACAUGUUGAAGGAAUAAUGACAUAAAUGAUGUCGUGUACAAAGUUAUUUCUACAUACUGUAUCUCUCAUCAUUAACAGCAGAAACAAUCUGUGCACAUUUAAUACCUGCCCUUCAGUCGUGUUCAUCUUAAAUUAAUAAUUAUUCAUAAAAGAAUGUGUUUGCAUUGACUCCGCCUACUAUUUGGGUAAAAACAUUCCAAAUGAC